ACAUGCGCUCCGCACAUGGGGCAGGGGGAGGCCGGCGAGGGGCCCAACGCGCGGCUCCAGCACCUGCCUCUCGUGAAGAACAGGGGGAGGUGCCGCACGCGCUCAGAUGAUCCAGGAGGAGUGGCUUUCCUGAGCAGCCCCAGCUCAGAAGGAAGUGACAGCAGCAGCGUGGAGGAGAUUUGGUGGCGCGCGCAACGGCGCGCGAAGAUACCGGCCAUACGCACGCGCCGACCGGCUCGCCCGCACCCGGCGCAGGCGCAAGGAGCAUCUUUAGAGCGCACGCGCGGGGGCUCCGGGGGGCAGCCGUCUCUGGCCGCCAUGGAGCGGAAAGUUCUAGCACUGCAAGCCCGGAAGAAAAGGACCAAAGCCAAGAAGGAAAAGGCCCAGAGAAAGCCUGAAACUCAGCAUCGAGGCCCUGCCACCCAUUCGGAGAAUGAUAUUCCUGAGCAAGAAGAGGAAAUCCUGGGAUCAGAUGAUGAUGAGCAAGAAGAUCCCAAUGAUUAUUGCAAAGGGGGCUAUCAUCUUGUAAAAAUAGGAGAUCUGUUCAAUGGAAGAUACCAUGUGAUCCGGAAGUUGGGAUGGGGACACUUUUCCACGGUGUGGUUGUCUUGGGACAUCCAGGGGAAGAGAUUUGUGGCAAUGAAAGUUGUAAAGAGUGCUGAACAUUAUACAGAAACAGCAUUGGAUGAAAUCAAACUGCUAAAAUCAGUCCGCAACACUGACCCAAACGAUCCAAACAGAGAAAGGGUGGUUCAGCUAUUAGAUGACUUCAAAAUCUCAGGAGUAAAUGGUUCCCAUAUUUGUAUGGUUUUUGAAGUUUUAGGGCACCACCUUCUGAAAUGGAUCAUCAAAUCAAAUUAUCAAGGGCUUCCACUACUAUGUGUAAAAAAAAUUAUUCACCAGGUUUUGCAAGGGCUGGAGUAUUUGCAUGCUAAGUGUCGAAUCAUCCAUACUGAUAUUAAACCAGAAAACAUUCUGCUGUGUGUGAAUGACCAGUACAUCCGCAGACUGGCUGCAGAAGCAACAGAGUGGCAAAGAUCUGGAGCCCCCCCUCCCUCUGGCUCUGCAGUCAGUACUGCACCACAGCCCAAACCAGCUGACAAAAUGUCAAAAAAUAAGAAAAAGAAAUUGAAAAAGAAACAGAAACGGCAAGCAGAGCUACUGGAGAAACGAAUACAGGAAAUUGAGGAGAUGGAGAAGGAAGCGAGCCCUCCAGAACCACAGCCUGAAGAGCAACAAGAGGUUCCAAGACCACUUGAGCUGCUCUUAAAAGAAAGCCCCCCAAAUGAAGGGCUACCAGAAAAGACAGAUGACAUUUCUCUUGUAUCAGAGCAAACUAUCUUAAUGGAGGGGGUUGAGAAAUGCAUAACAGAAAUCAAUUGCAAUGGAAUGGUACAAAUGGCUAAUUUCACUGAUUCCAUGAGCCAAGUGUCAGUGAGACUUGAAGAUGACCUUCAUAAUGCCAACGAUUGCAGUGGUCCUUCUCAGGAACAGGAAGAGGAUGGGAGCUGUGCUUACAGCCAAAGUAAUGGUGGCUCAGAGAACAAGAUAAAAGAAGCAAUAUCAGACUCCUGUGUUCCCUUGCUUUCGGAGGUUCUGGAUUCAAUGGUAUGCCAGGGAACUUCAAGUGAGGAACAGUAUUUCAGUGAGCAACAGAUCAGCAACUUACAAGAGAGCAUCAGGGCAGAAAUACCUUCAGAAGAUGAAAAUGAAAAUAAUGGGCCCUCUGAGAACAAUAAAGGAAAAUCUGCUGCUGGAAAUUUCCUCCUUAAUCCUCUUGAGCCUGUGAAUGCUGAAAAGCUCAAAGUGAAGAUUGCUGAUUUAGGAAAUGCAUGCUGGGUGCAUAAACACUUCACUGAGGACAUCCAGACAAGACAGUACCGAUCCUUGGAAGUACUGAUUGGAGCAGGGUAUAGCACCCCAGCUGAUAUUUGGAGCACAGCCUGCAUGGCCUUUGAGCUAGCUACAGGUGACUAUCUGUUUGAACCUCACUCUGGUGAAGACUACUCACGGGAUGAAGACCACAUUGCAUUGAUUAUCGAACUCCUUGGGAAAAUACCUCGCAAGCUCAUUGUGGCUGGAAAAUACUCUAAGGAGUUUUUCACCAAAAAAGGUGAUCUGAAGCACAUCACCAAACUGAAGCCAUGGGGCCUUUUUGAAGUUUUGGUGGAGAAAUACGAAUGGGCCCAAGAUGAGGCAGCUGCAUUCACAGACUUCUUGCUACCUAUGUUGGAGCUGAAUCCCGAGAAGAGAGCUACAGCAGCACAGUGUCUCAGGCACCCCUGGCUCAACUCCUAGAAGCUGAAAUCUGACACCAUGACCUUGUAGUUGAGUUUACAACAUAAUAUAUAUACACAUACCUAGAUGUCCCAGCUCCCCCCUUCCCUGGGUCAGUUUUUCCCUUCUUAAAUUUCAGAGUGAAGCUUCUUGAGGGCUUUUGAGAUUUUAGAUAAAUCUAACUGUUCAUGUGAGUUUGUGUACUUGACUCAGUAGGGACUAUUGUCAGCCAGUGGGCGUCCAAUAUGUUUUGCUGUGAUUGGAGUUUGCCAAAGAGUUUUUAUGGGAAUGUGAAAUUAUCCCCCAACCCACUUCCUUACUCAAGUACCUUCCCCUGAAAGUAUGGGGAAAUCUCCAUUGGGACACACUCCCUUAACUAUAUUGCAGUCAUCCCAAGGGGGAUGUGAAGAGCUGUGAAUCCCUCCUUAGCUCACUGACUCCAGGAGUCAUAUUCUUAGUGCACAUCCAGUUGCUGACAGUAAGAGGAGAAAUGGCAGAUGGCACCAAGGUGGUAGCUCCAUGUGGAGCACUCAACUCUACUUGACUCAUUCCUUUGGUGUCUGCUCUGCUGCUUCGGUAACGUUUUUGUUCUUCUUUUCAGACAUAUUUUUUCCUAGUUUUAGCCAUUGAAUCUUUCGAAACAACUUAUAUGAAAUAUAUAUUUUAGCACCACUUGUUCCCUCAGUGUUCAGGUGAUUUUCCGAAUUCAGUGAAAUCAGCUGCUCUCAAAAGGCAGAACACGUGAACUUGAGUAAGUUUCACAAGGGAAAUGAAAGCAAGCAGGAAUUGGUGAAGGUAACAGUCCCUACAGUACAGUCUAUGCAUUUGCUGGCUGCAGAAAGGAAGCCAGGUUGCUUCUGUUCUGUGCCAGACCUGCCCAACAUGCCUCCCCAGGCAGGAUGUGGCAUGCCAGCUGUGCAUUCUGCAAAAAGAGCAGGAUUACCAAGCAUGUGGCAGGCUGAUCAUGUGGCAGAUCAUGUUGGUCUGCCUUAUGCCAUUAUGUUGGCCUUGUGUGACAGUGUCAUUUUAGUAGGGGUCAGUUAGUUAUCAGCCUAGAUAUACAAUUUAUAUCAUUCUUUUACAGUAAGGAAAGAUGGUGUUAGUGGGCAUCUUUCCAGCCAUACCAUGUGCUCAGUCUUUGAACCACCACAUUUCCAAAGGUUGAUGAAUGUAUCUUCCAUGUAAAUUUGUCCAAGGUGCUGGACUCCAAGAUUUACCUUUCUGAAUAGAAAUUGUUCUUUCGUAAUGUAUUACCAUCAGGACAAAUAAUCUAGUGGAAAAUAGUCCAAUUCCCUCCUCCCCCUAGAGGUGAAGUGUCCGUUUCUGUUUUUCAGAAUAGUUGAAAACAUGGUUGCUUAACAGAAUGCAGUGUAAGGUGUUCAGCUCCUAGGAGGGGGGGGGGGGGUCAGUUGUGACUGACUAUUGUAAGUGUCUUUAUUUUGUCACAUAUGUAAUACUUGUUAGUCUUCCCCAGAAACAUCCUCCUCUAAUGGUAGGUUUGCAGGCAUUGGGAUUUCCAACAGCCUGUCCCGACCAUGGACCAAAUAGGCCUUUGAGGUUACAAAAUUUUCCAAGGCUGGAAACUCCUGAAGCAACUCAAGCCUGUAGGCAUUGUGUGGGACAAUUGAAUACAAAAGCUGCCAGAGUGAGACACUCUUCUCAGGUGUUUUCUCUGUGUGAGAAAUCUCUGUUUAUUAUUAUAAUCUUAAAACACUCCUGCCUUUCACCAAAAAAAGAAAACAAUCUGGUGCAGUUUAAUUUUUGUUUCUUUAAAAAAUGUUAGUGUAGCCAUCAUAUCCCCUUUGCUUUCCAAGUUGGCCAUGAUGUCAUGUGAUGCCUGUCUUGGGGCUUUAGCAAACUCUGUGCUGCAUGUCCAUUUAGGAGAUCGUAAGUAAGGUUCUCUAUGCACAACCUUAAAGAUGUAAAGGAAAAAGUUCCAAAAGUUUUAAUGAUAUUCCUGUUAUUUGGAGUGUCAUCUUCACCUCCCAAAAGCACUUCCGCGCCUGUCUAUAAAAAGAUUUAAGAUGGGACUCGAAUGUAUAAUAAUACUUUCUCUUUGAAUACUGUGAAAACUUGCUGGCAGGGAGAAUUGAAUUUCCAUUGUCAAUGCAACCUAGUUUGCAUCAACAUCCUGACUACCCGAAAGCAACAAAAUGUUCACAGGUAUGGGGACUGCAUCUCUUGGUUCUAAUCUAGGUUUCCUCCAGAAUCGAAGACUGCCACCUCUUUUGCACUAAAAGAGAAGAUCUGGGGUAAUACAAGAGGUAGUUUGUCAGAAUUACCUAUAUAUUUUGUGGCUCUCAGUGGGUUCACUCAACUUCCAAAUUGCCAUAAAGUGCUCACGGACCUAUUUGUACUUGUUUUGUUGGCCUAAAACCUGAAGGAAAAAAUACAUUUUUAUUCUUUCUAUUGGGUGCAUUGUCUUUUUUUUUCUUUGUAAAUGCAGCACAAUAAACAGAUUAUUAAAUAAUC
Varanus komodoensis (Komodo dragon) is the source of this 4749-nucleotide messenger RNA. RefSeq names its product SRSF protein kinase 1 (gene SRPK1). The record is from RefSeq and is a predicted model, not a curated record. Lineage: Eukaryota; Metazoa; Chordata; Lepidosauria; Squamata; Varanidae. The transcript is spliced from 16 exons. Gene Ontology annotation, molecular function: protein kinase activity; ATP binding. Bases 16 to 2298 code for a protein of 760 amino acids. Gene Ontology annotation, biological process: protein phosphorylation; spliceosomal complex assembly; regulation of mRNA processing.